AUGCCCGGUGGUAUGCCCGGCACGCCCUCCAUGGACCCCGGCAUGUUAUCACACCACCGGUCAACCGGCCACUCCCAAACCCCAACCUCAGUCAAGACUCUGAAGCUUCCCGAGUACUUCCCAGACUUCAAGGACCAAGGCAACAGCAACGCUCCCGGCGCCAGCGGUGGCAGCGCUGGAGGUAACCCAGGCGCACCCGGCACAUCUCAAGGUGGCCAUGGAAUGGAAGAGGCCGUUUUCCUCGGCGCUCAGAUGGCUGCCAAGGUCUUCUUUGUCAUUGAUCAGGGUCUCAGCAAGGGUUACAUGAGCCGGGUUGAAUACAACGAGAGCGGACCAUCUGCAAUCCACGAAUACAUCCUGUAA
Molecule: messenger RNA, 363 nt
Organism: Penicillium samsonianum
Lineage: Eukaryota; Fungi; Ascomycota; Eurotiomycetes; Eurotiales; Aspergillaceae
Exons: 1
Coding region: 1-363 (120 amino acids)
Source: RefSeq, a predicted model, not a curated record